Molecule: messenger RNA, 1152 nt
Organism: Epithele typhae
Lineage: Eukaryota; Fungi; Basidiomycota; Agaricomycetes; Polyporales; Epitheliaceae
Exons: 20
Coding region: 1-1152 (383 amino acids)
Source: RefSeq, a predicted model, not a curated record
AUGGCCUCAGUCUCAGCCCUCAUCGACCUCAAUGCGACCUUCGGCGCCCUCUUCAUCGGCUUCGGCGUCUCCAGCGUCGCCUUCGGGAUCCUCAGCAUGCAGAUGUACUCCUACUUUCGACGCUAUCCCUCGGACGUGUGGUGGUACAAACAGAUCGUCGGGUUGAUCUGGGUUUUGGAGCUUGUUGAUCAAGCACUCAUUGGGCACGCUGCUUAUUUCUAUGUUGUUUCUAAUUGGGGCACACUGCGCGUCCUCCUCGAACCCCCAAUCUGGUCGUUAAUUGUGGGCUUGUCUGAUUUUUGCUCGUAUGACACGACGCUCAAUGCUUCGCUUAUUUUGCACCAGUCUCAAGUCGCUAUUGGGGCAACCGUCGGAUGCAUUGUAAAAAUAUGCUACGGAAUGCGUGUGUACAGGUUCAGCAGACAUAACGUCCCGGUGACGACGCUCAUUAUGUUGGGGGCGCUAGCACAACUCGCCGCAGCGUUCUACUUUACCAUUCAAGGUUUCUCUGUCCCAUCUUUGGCGCAAGUGGGUGACCUGAAGACCGUCGGUACCAUCUCGCUCAGUAUCGGCAUGGGCACCGAUGUGAUCACGUCUGUGGCCCUUGCUUGGUUCUUGCGCAACCUGAAGACUGGGCACAAGAAGUCGAGACGACGGGAUGAUAACAGACUCAUCAUCUAUGGUAUCAAUACUGGUUCAAUUUCAAGCGUCUUGAGUCUGUGUACCCUGGUGCUGUAUAACGUGAUGCCGACGAACUUCAUCUUCGCGUUGUUUUACUUCAUUCUGAGCAAAGUGUACGCCAACUCGUUCUACGCCGCGUUAAAUACCCGCCGGUCCGUUCGUGGUCGCGGGACGGAGAACGAGAAGACAACGGUACCCACCUUCCUUAUGGUCGGAAACACGGCGACACUCAAGAGCCAACAUAACGUCCCGGCUAUGAGCUACGCUGCGACCACGCCAUCUGCCUCGCAUGGCGGUCUAUCGCCUGGUGGACUUUCUCCCAAAGUCGAGCAUCAAGACCUCAGGAACAUGAUGCCGCACGUUCACUACCAGAACAACUCAGUGUUCGACAGUAACGCCUACGCUGCGAGGCAAGACCGUUUCCGUGAGGACUUUGUUGCCCAAGAUCUGCAUAGCAAGCAGUGGGUGUAG